UCCCUCCUUUUCAAGACAUCAAAGAUGGCGUCGCUGCGCUGUUAAAAGGAACCGCUUGUCAGCGUGAGGCAAAUCCUCACCGGCGAGCGCUUAGCCGCCGCCUUCCUGUUUAAUUUUCAUCAAGUCUCAAAACUUAGAGGGAAGAAGGAAACGGGAAGACGGUCGAGAAGACGUAUAUUUAAAAGCGAGCCCGGCAGCGGCGUCCCAGCAAAACCCUCGAUGUCAGCCGUGACGGUGAGGCCCGGUCCGCGCCCGGAGGGGUUGCCAUGGCGACGGGAGUAAUCAAAAGCGGCGCCCUCGGGGAACGCACGGGGGAAUUGGCCGUUGGGUGGCUGCCGUUGAGUGGCUUCGUCCCUUCAGCACAUCAAGGGGGGAAGGAGGAGUUCGGGGCGCCCUUACUUUCUUUAAGGAGGUGUGUGGGGUGUCGGACCUCAGGGCCCCCCCACAGAUUAAGGGGAGGAGCAAAGAUUAGUUUAUUUUCUCUCGCUCUCGCUCUUUUUCUAGAUAUUUGAUUAUAUGGCUAUCUGUUGACUUUUAGAAGUAAGUGGAUGGGAUUUGUUUUAAAAAAAUGUUUCUCUUUCCUCGUGGUUUUAAUGUAUCUAAGUGGGCUUUAUUGUCUGUCUGGUUGUACAGUAAGUGGUUCAGGGUUGCCGUGGGCAAGAUCACUAUAAAUCGCCCUGUGCUCCUCCUUAAUUAAUUAAUUAAUUAAUCAAUAAGGAAAAACGGGUAACUAUGAUAAAUAAUGAAUAAAUAAUAAUAAUUUCUAUCCUGCACACUUUCAGCAUAAAUUUAUGUUUUAACAGGGUGAAUGGUAGAGCAGUUUCAGGGGGGUAGGGCCGGAGGAAGAAAAGGAAAAGAAAAUGAGCUCUGGCCUUUCCUCUUUAAACAGAAGCUCCAGUUGUGUGCACUUGUCACAUAUACCACGAGUGCUCAUUUGUUAAGGUUUUGUUUAAAAUGUACCUGGUUUUAAUUGUUUUAUCUGUAAAUUGCCUUGAGAUGGUGAUUUAUAAGGUGAUUAAUAAAUCAAUAAUAACAAUAAUAAUAAUAGUUACUACUGAGAAAAUAGACCUACUGAAAAUAAUGAGCAUAACUUAGAUCUGUUAUUUUCAGUGGGUGUCCUCAGUGUAGAACUUAGCUGAAUACAACCAAAUCCUUUAAAAUAAAGCACACUACAUGCUUCCGGGGUUGCAAACAGCAUACAAUCAUACCUUGGAAGUCGAAUGGAAUUUCGAAACGUUCGGAAACCAAAGUGUGGCUUCCGCGGCUGCGGAAUGCCCGGCGGAUGUUUGGGUUCCAAAGAAUGUUUGCAAACCUGAACACUCAUGGGUUUGCAGCAUUUGGGAGCCAAAAUGUCCAAGUACCAAGGUGUUCAGGAGUAAAGGUAUGACUGUAGUAAGAAAGAGAGAAGUGCAAUUUAAAAAUAAUGUUCAUUAUAAAAAAUAAUCCCAUUACAUGUCAGUGUUCUUUUUAAAAAAUAAUCAUAAUAAUUUCAUUGCAUAUAGUGCAAUUUAAAUAUGAUUAUCCUAUGCCACUGUUUCUAUGUUUUGCUUAAUAAAUAAAUAAUAAAUGAUGAAGAUGAUAACUAAUAAUAAUUUAUUAAUAAUAAAUUAUUAUUAUGAUCUUCAUUUUUCAAUAAUCCUUUAAAGUAGAGAUUUUUAUCCCAGUCUGUAUCUGUCUUGGAUUUGAAAUUGUUUUUACUGUUGAUUUAUUAUUGGUGUUUUUAUUGUUAUUUUCUUCAGGGUGUUUCAUUGGAAGCUAUUAAUAAAUGAAAUGUAAUAAUAAUGCACACUAAUGUAGCAAAUUAAAACAACUAAUUCAAGCAACAGCAGCCCUAUUUUCUACCCAUCCUUCUUGGUAAUCCAGAAAAGAUGAGGAGCCCCACCCACAGGGGAGAAUGAACUGAGUCAGGUUUACCUAAGUAUAGUAUUGCACAGUUAAGCAUCUACAAUGCAAUCUACAGUGCAUCUCUAUUCAGGAGUAAGAACCAUGGAGUGCAAGGCAUUUAUUGCCAAUAUGUGAGUAUAGGAUUGCAAGCCUUUCGUGACAGAUGUUUCAUUGGUGAACAGACAGUGUGCUAAGAGCUUGAGGCUGGUGUCUAGUUCCCAAUUUCUUAUGUAAAAAAAUUAAAUAGAGCAGCAUUAUUAAAAGAAGCAGUUCUUUUAAUAGUGAAUAAGCUGCCUCACUAAGGUACUUGUUCUGCACACCAAUAUAAUCACAGGGCUACCCUAUUUCAUGCAUCACCAUGGCUGUUGUUUUUGCACAAGGGACUUUAAUAUUUAAUAUUUCAUUCAUGCCACACAUGAAUGAAAAAUGGGGGAUUUCCCACCCCAAAAUACCGGUAAGUGAAAACAUGCACUACAAGAAGGAAACCGCCCUGUAUGAAGCACAAUAACAUCAUGUCCAGUCCAACACUGUUUUGAUACAAGAUGCUGUCAAACAUAGCACCCCUAUGCUAAUAAUACACAUAUAAAUGAAUAAAGAACUGGAGGUGUGCAGCCCCAAAUAAGCUUUGGGCCACUCCAAAUCCUACACACACUCUCCAAAAAAAGCUUCCUCUAGGAAAUGCUUUUGUAUCACAUCUGGCCCAAUGCUUCUUGAAGAAUGAUUGGGAUAAAGAUACAGUAUAAUAAAUAAUAUGCCCUUCUUUCAAGUGCCACAUUGUUGGGGGAGGCUGUUAAUGCUUCCCAGCUGCUUCAACCUCUCUGCUUUGAGCGUUUCAUGUCUUCAAUAUUUUGGAGACAAUCUCCUUCUAGGAGUGUGUGUGGGAUUGUGAUGUACAAUAUGGUGAUUGUUGUCCAGCGUCAUAUGCAGGAGUCUUUCGCCUUUCGCCUUCACCCAACCAGUUGCAUUUACCUGGAUUUUAUAUUUAAUGUUCUAAUUGUAUUUGUUGUAGUUUUAUUGUUGUGCGACAAUUGCCUGUCUGUACUUGUGCUAUGGCCAUACGGCUAAUGCAAUAAAUGAUUGAUUGAUUGAUUGAUUGAUAUGCAGGAGUCCCCAAACUAAGGCCCAGGGGCCGGAUGCGGCCCAAUCACCUUCUAAAUCCGGCCCGCGGACGGUCCGGGAAUCAGCAUGUUUUUACAUGGGUAGAAUGUGUCCCUUUAUUUAAAAUGCAUCUCUGGGUUAUUUGUGGGGCAUAGGAAUUCAUUCAUAUUUUCCCCAAAAAAUAUAGUCCGCCCCCCCACAAGGUCUGAGGGACAGUGGACCGGCCCCCUGCUGAAAAAGUUUUGGGACCCCUGGUCAUAUAGAUAUGAAAACAAAGUUCUGUCUGAAGUUACAUUGGCUUGUUUUAUAAGACAGCUUUUAGAAAAAUAAGCUACUGUGAGUGAUGUGUCUUUGAUGCUUUCAGUAAACAAGGAUAAAGAGCCGUUGGGAGAGAUCAUCAGGGGGUUUGGGCUGGGUGUUCAUCAGUAUGCGGAUGAUACCCAGCUCUACCUCUCUUUCAAAUCAGAACCAGUGAAGGCGGUGAAGGUCCUAUGUGAGUGUCUGGAGGCGGUUGGCAGUUGGAUGGCGGCUAACAGAUUGAGGUUGAAUCCUGACAAGACAGAAGUACUGUUUGUGGGGGACAGGAGGCGGGCAGGUAUGGGGGACUCCCUGGUCCUGAAUGGGGUAACUGUGCCCCUGAAGGACCAGGUGUGCAGCCUGGGAGUCAUUUUGGACUCACAGCUGUCCAUGGAGGCGCAGGUCAAUUCUGUGUCCAGGGCAGCUGUUUAUCAGCUCCAUCCGGCAGGCUGAGACCCUACCUGCCUGCAGACUGUCUCGCCAGAGUGGUGCAUGCUCUAGUUAUCUCUCGCUUGGACUACUGCAAUGCGCUCUAUGUGGGGCUACCUUUGAAGGUGACCCGGAAACUACAAUUAAUCCAGAAUGCGGCAGCUAGACUGGUGACUGGGAGCAGCCGCCGAGACCACAUAACACCGGUCUUUAAAGACCUGCAUUGGCUCCCAGUACGUUUCUGAGCACAAUUCAAAGUGUUGGUGCUAAUCUUUAAAGCCCUAAACGGCCUUGGUCCAGUAUACCUGAAGGAGCGUCUCCACCUCCAUCGCUCUGCCUGGACACUGAGGUCCAGUGCCGAGGGCCUUCUGGCAGUUUCCUUGCUGUGAGAAGGCAAGUUACAGGGAACCAGGCAGAGGGCCUUCUCGGUAGUGGCACCCGCCCUGUGGAACGCCCUCCCACUAGAUGUCAAAAAGAAAAAUAACUACCAGACUUUUAGAGGACAUCUGAAGGCAGCCCUGUUUAGGGAGGCCUUUAAUGUUUAAUCAACUAUUUUAUUUUAUUUUUGUCAACUGAGCUCUACUCAGCAGGGCUUUUUUUUCAACACAGUUCUUGCACCUCUCAGGUGAGCACCUUUGCCAUUCUAAGAGAACAAGGGAGGUUAAGUUCCAGCACCUCUUUUUCUAGAAAAAUAGCACUGCUACUCAAGAGUAAACCCAUUGAAAUUAAUGCAUCUACGUUAGUUGUGUCCAUUAUUUUCAAUAGUUCUACACUGAGUGGGAUUAGCAUUGGCUACAACCCAAAAAAAUUACUCUUUUUGCAUUUUCUUUUUCAUCUUAGCCUCACAAUGUUAGUUUUGUUAGUUGUACAAGUGUUUAAAAAGCUAGUUAAAAUAAUAAAUGUGCUAUUCCUACCUUAUAAAGAACCCAUUGUUUCCAAGUGUUGCAGAGAGAUUAAAAGAUAAUUCAGCCCUUGCCUGCAGACUCACAAUCUAAUAGACAUGUAUGAAAAGGAAUGGGUAGGGGAAAGGAAAGAAGCAAAUUUAGGCACCAUUUCUUGAUGUUCUUCUCUCAGCAUUAAUUCUAUAUUUCAGGCAGGUCCAACAGGUCGAUCGUGAUCUACUGGUUGAUCCCAGGGUGUUCCUGGUCCAUCUAUGCAGUUGGACGUCCCUGCUCUAUUUGAUCUGGAACACUGAGCCUCCCUGCCUUUACAUUCACGCAAAUGAGAACCCUUUGGCAGAGACCAAUUAGCUGUGCAUACCCAGGGCAACUGGCAGUUGGAGCUGAGUUUUAUUUCUGCCCGAGAGGACAGAAGCAAGCUCUGUGCCGCUUCUCCUUCUGCAGCCAAUGAAUUGGGCCACGUUCAUUUCCCUUUUGGCAUGAUGUGCUUCCUAGGAGAGGGGACAUGGGUGGUGCUAUGGUCUAAACCACUGAGCAUCUUGGACUUGCUGAUCAGAACGUCGGCAGUUCAAAUCUGCACGACUGGGUGAACUCCUGUUGCUCUGUCCCAGCUUCUGCCAACCUAGCAGUUUGAAAGCAUACCAAUGCAAGUACUGUAGAUUAAUACGUACCUCUGCGGUGGGAAGGUAAACUGCAUUUCUGUGCACGCUGGCUUCCGUCAUGGUGUUCUGUUGCACCAGAAGCAGUUUAGUCAUGCUGGCCAUAUGACCCAGAAAGCAGUCUGUGGACAAAUACUGGCUCCCUUGGUCUGAAGUGAAAGGAGCACCACACCCCAUAGUCGUCUUUGACUGGACCUAACCAUCCAGAGGUCAUUUACCUUUUGCCUUACCUACUUCCUAGGAGACAAGAGGUACAGUCUUCCAUGGACAUUGGAUCCCUGACUGGUGGCAGAGGUUAAAGUGUACUUUACUUUCCUUCUGCAGACUCAUAGCAGCAAGUACCUUAGAACAGCAGUUUACAAUAAUCAACAAUGGCCUUAGUUUUAAGUUAGCAGUUAGCUUUGGGCAAUAUGACUGGUUGCUUUGUGUACAACAAGAGAAGAGCCUACAGCAGAGACCAUAUGAGUCGUCAAAAGGUGCAUGCUUUAUGUAUCAAGUGAACUAAAAUUAACGUUGUGAUCUGCUUUUUUUUACUGUCCAAAUGAGAUGGCAGAUAGUAGUAGUGCUUUAGCAACAGAAGCAGUUUGAACUGCCUUUAGGUAUUCUUGGGAAGACAAUGUGUUAUGUAACACAGGGUAUUACAUAGAAUACACACAGAGGGACACACAUACUGGGCACAAAACACUAUUAGGUGUAGACUUUUUAACUACUUCCACCCUACAAAUCCCAGUUUUAGUUGUUUGGUCUCUGGUGUGUGUGUGUGUUUGUUUAACAUUUGUCAUCUCUUUGCCUCCCAUUUUGCUGAAACAGUUAAGGAGAAAACAGGCCUGAUGUUUGCCAUUCAUGUUUAUAACUGUAAUAGGCAGGCAACUGACAAUACUCUUCCUCAAGAAAGUAGUUGUAGGUGGAGGAAUCUCUAAGGUAGUUUGCUUCUUUGGCUGUUUUUCCUAUCCUACAACUCUAACAAAAACUGUUCAUAUCAGCUAAAGUGUUUCUGCACUAGUGGGGUGGGGUGGGGUGGGAAACCACAGCUUCCUGAAAGCAAACUGAGGAUGUGGUAAGUAAGCAAAGAUGGAAGGUAUGAAAUUCGAGUUAGCUCUGGCUGUCUGGGGGACGUGUGCACUGGUGGCUUUCCGUCUCAUUAUUUUUGGGUUGUUUAUCCUUUUUUUUAAAAAAAAGUUCUUUUUUGUAAGUCACUUUAAGUUUCAUUUCUUGAAAGAACAGUUAAAAAUAAGGAUGAAGAAUGAGAGAUGUAAACGCUCUAAAAGAAAGUUUCUUUAAUGUUCAUUUAACAUAACCAAUAAUUAAGAUCUGUAAAUUUACUUUUGAGCAGCUACAUGAAUAUUUUUAUGCCCUUGGAAAUGAUUUGAAGAGGAUCUUGUGUUUGUCUGCUUGUAGCUUUUUACCUAAUACUAUGCAGCAUUCUGUGCAAUAAGGAAAGGCUGGCCACAAAGAGCACCACUUAGAAAGAGACUGAUGUCUUCAUCUCGAACUCGGAGUCCAAUGUCUACUGUGAGUUCAAGCAGCAGGUCACCAUCUCCGUUGAGCAGACGAGGGAUUCCAGCUACUUAUCUGACAAAGGGGAAAAGGCAUCAAGGAAAUGCACCUGAAGAAAGUGAUACAGGAAUUCCCUCUGAAGUUGGACAAGAUGACAACUGUAUCAGUCCAGGUAUCAGGUACAUAACUGAGACUCUUAUCAAGAAGCUGUCCAAACAGGAAAAUCUGGCACGCGUAACUACUCUAAAUCUUUCCCUUGCCAAAGAUGGGGGAAAGAAGUUUAAGUACCUAGAAAAUCUCGAGAAAUGUGGUAAACUAGAGGUCCUCAAUCUCAGUAACAAUCUGAUUGAGAAGAUUGAAAAACUAGACAAACUUUUAAAGCUGCGUGACCUCAAUCUAUCAUUCAACAAAAUAUGUAAAAUAGAAGGUAUUGAACAUCUACAGAAUUUACAGAAGUUGAACCUUGCAGGGAAUGAGAUUGAGUACAUCCCAGCAUGGGUAGGGAAGAAACUCAGGUCCUUGCGCAUCCUGAAUUUAAGAAAAAACAAAAUAUCCUCACUCCAUGAGGUAGCUAAACUGAAGUCUCUUAAAGACUUGACUUCUCUGUUUCUGGCAGACAAUCCUGUUGUAAACCUUCCUCAUUAUCGUCUGUAUACUAUAUUCCAUUUGAGGGCACUGGAAGAUCUUGAGGGACAGCCAGUGACAAACCAUGACAGAGAAGAAGCUCUUGAGAGGUUUAAUUUAGAAGAGAUAGAAAAUCUAGAAAAGGACUUGGAGAAAACUAUGAAAGAGUUGGAGGACCUUAAAACCAAACACUCUGACCUGGGCGAACAACUUCAGCAACAGGAUGACCUUAACAGAUCAUUAAAACAAAAAAAUCUGCAACAGAAACAAAGCUGUCAUGACCUGGAGAGUGAACUAGAGACAAAAAAUGAGCUGCUAAAGCAGAAGACGGUGGAAUUAACCCGAGCCUGUCAGAAACAAUAUGAGCUGGAGCAAGAACUGGCUUUUUAUAAGAUUGAUGCCAAGUUUGAACCAUUAGGUUAUUAUCCAGUAGAGGAUGUUGAACUUGAUGAUGUACCAGGUGAAAGCCCAUACAUUGGGAAAGCUAGAUACAAAAGGAACAUGUAUGCUGUAGAAGGCUAUAUCCCUAGCAAGGCUCAGAAGAUGCAGAUGGGAAAUCUGGAAGAAGCGGAACAACAAAAGAUUCAGAAGCUGAAACUGAAUGUUCUGCAGUCGCUAGAUGUACAACUAGAGGAAAAAGAGAGAAAGGUUAAAGGAGCCCAAGAAAAAUUAGCAGAAUUGCUAGGUGAAAUAGCCAGUGCAGAGCACCAUGUUUUAAAAGCAACAGAGGAGCUUAAAUUAGUCCAAGAUGUUGUGGCUCAGAAAAAGAUGUCAGAAGUGGAAAAGGAUUGCCUUAGGCAAGAGCUAAGCAACAAGAUACUUCUCCUAAAUCAACUUCGAGAAGAAGCUCUAGAACUAGAGAAACAGGUGGAAAGGCAGCGGGAAGAUAUGGCCAAAAAAGAGAAGGAGUUAGGAGACCUGCAGUGUUUUAUAGAUUCUCUAGAUCCUGAAGACCCAAGACAUGCUCAUAUGAAGGCUCAGAAAGCAAGCAAAGAACAACAACUUGACAUGAUGAACAAGCAUUACAAGCAUCUUGAAAGUCGCCUGGAUGACAUGCUGUCUCGGAUUGCAAAGGAAACUGAGGAAAUUAGGGAGCUGGAGCAACAGCUCACAGAUGGCCAAAUAGCAGCAAAUGAUGCACUGAAGAAAGACCUGGAAGGAAUUAUCAUCGGGUUACAGGAAUAUCUAGAGAGUGUUAAGAGUCAGGCCAAACAAACAAGUGAUGAAUGCAAGGAGUUGCAGAGGGAUAAAGAGGUGUUAUUGCAAAGGCUAGAAGAACUCGAGGAGGAGAAAAAGCAGCUGGAGAUAGUUGCUAUGGAUGCAGAAAACCUGAGAAAAGAAAUUGCAGACCUUGAGCAGGCACUUGAAGAACAACGAGAGCUCAAUGAAGCCCUGAAUGAGACUCAAAGGGAACAUAUCACAUAUGAGGCUGAGCUGGAGGCUGAACUGAAGGCCCGAGACAUUGAAGCCAAUCAGCAUGAGGAAGAACUGUGGAGGCUAAAACAACAUGGUCAAAAAGAUAAUAACCUUUUGAAGCAGCAGCUUAAAGAUACUCAAAAUCAAUUGAAUCAUGCAGUUGACAGCUUAAUUCAUCCUGAAGAAUUUGUGGCUCGUGUGAGAGAACUCAAAGAAAAUCUACAGAGUGGGGCAGAAUUCAGGUGCCAUAAUGCAAAAGAUAUUUUAGGGAAAAGCCUUGCAGAUCUACAGAAACAGUUUGGUAAGAUCCUUGCUCAAUCUCAGCAAGAAAAUGAGGCCAUCCAGGCCAGAGAGAGAGAACUUCAGAAGGAGAUGACAUCCCAGCAAGCUAAGUUGGAAGAGGCACAAGAAAAAUACAGGCUGGCCUGUAACAAAGCUGCAGAAGCCAAAAUUAAAUCUGAGAAGAUACAGAAUGAAGCCAGAGUACAUCAACUAGAGAAUGAAAUCCAGCAUCUAAGUGAAAAGCUGAAGAAUAUGGAAGAAAUCCAAGGCCUAACAGAUCAACAGCUGCAAGAAGCUGAUGAGGAGAAAGAAAGAAUUCUUGCCCAACUACAAUAUCUGGAGAAUAGGAAAAAGGUGGAAGAUGCCAAGGCACAAAUGCAAUUCAAUGACAUUGAUAAAGAGCUACAGGAGUUAAAGAGAGCGAUAUCUACUUCAGAUAAACAAGCAGCAGCAGAUCUCUGUGCAGCCAAAGAUCAGCUCAGGUCACUCCGUGGAACUGUAUGCAAAAUUAAUCAGGAACGCAGUGAGGAACUUCGGGAAGCAGAGAAGUUCUGUAUGCUAGCUACUCAAGCUUCUAAAGAUCUUGCCAGAGCAGAAUCAGAAAUAGAAUUGUUGCAGAAACUUCUGAAAGAAAAGGAGGAAUUGUUUCAGAGUGAAGUGGGGAAAGCUGAUGCCGAGACUGCAGCUUCUGCUUUUCAGAAAGAGGAGAUUGGUAAAUUAAAGCAACUCUUGAAAUGCCAAAAAACAGAAAUUGACCGACUGCACCGUGUACUAGAUCAAGUUCAGACGGGCAAUAGGGAAGAAAUUGACAGCAUAUUGGGUGAAAUUGCUGCACUCAGGCAUGCUAUAUCUCACCAGAAUGACGCUAUCACCAGCAUAAUGAAUCCACUGCAACGGAGGGGCCAUCUGUAUUAUGCACCAUCAUCGCAAACAUCCACUCCUGCAUCUCAGAGUAUCAAGGAUUCUGGUGUUGGCCUGCAGUGUCCCAUGUUGACCCCAAUAAAAAAAGGGCAGAGCAAGAAGGAAUGUUCCAUGUCUCCUGCUGCCAAAGGGUGCUGGGUGCAUGCACCAGGCAGGAGUGACCUGCAAGACUCUCCUUCCAAUGGAGGGAUCCAAGAAAAUGGAGAAGUGAAGAUUCACAGUGCCUCAUCCUUUGUGCCACCCCCUGGCCCCAUCAUUUACACUCUACUUCCAGAUGGUGCUCCAGCCCCUCCAACAACAGUGGUGUGUGGCCCACCUUCUCCUGUCUCUGCCAAUGGAGGACCACUUGCUGCUACUACAGUUAUAUAUGGUUCAUGUCCUGCUGGAGCUCAGCUUGUAUAUAGCCCUCUUCCUGCUAACUGUUCAAUGUCUUUUGGAACACAUCACUGCAACAUACCUGAGCAUCAUAACUUGGAGAACGAAAUCUCAAGGCUAAAAGACAGCAUAGAAAACUUAAAGUCUCAACCCAAAAACAGUUGUCCUAGAUCCUCUCAUCGUGAACAUGAUCAAGAGAUGGAUGAAUUGCAUCAGGGCAUUCAAGAUCUGUUGAAUGAAAGAGAAGAGCUGGAGUUCCAAGUAGCAGAGCUGCGUAGAAUAGCCCAGAAACGGAAUAAGCGAAAAGACUUCAUUGAUGGGCACCUGAGUGGCCUGAUUUCAGAACUGGAGUUAGAGAAAACUCUCCAGCACCAUGAAAACAUUGAGGAUGAAAUAGAAUGCAUAGGAAAGACUCUCCUGAAACGACAGGCAGAACUCAGGGAGGCCGACAGACUUCUUGCUGAAGCUGAAACUGAACUUGAAAAUACUCGGGGGAAAACCAAAGACACUAUUCAGAAAUACAACAGUGCUAAGCAGCAUUUAUCUCGGACGGAGAAAGAAGCUGAAGAGCUUGAACGGCGGGCUCAGGUGAUGGCUCUGAGGCUUGUAAAUGCAGAUCAGCAACUAAGAUUGCUUCAGGCGGAUGCAAAGGACCUAGAAGAGCACAAGAUAGAACAAGAAGGGAUUCUGAAGGAAAUCAACAAAGUUAUAUCUGCAAAAGAUUCUGAAUUUCAAUCCUUGAGCCAGAAGAUUGAAAUAUUGACUGAAAGCCUUCAGAAGCUGCAGGCAGAUAUACAAGUUGCAGAAGGUAAUGAAGAUCACCAUCUCCAAAUUCUUAAAGAAGCAGAGAAUAUUCUUCGGAGCAAAAAGAGUGAUCUAGUGAGGCUGAAGGAUCAGGCUGCAGCUCAACAGCAGGAGCUGCUAAUUUUGGACAGACUGCUUGGUCAAAAAAAUAAAGAGUUCCUCCUCCUCCAAGAGAGCAUUGCCGAGAAAAAUGCUGACCUAACAGAAGCUCUUGGACAUGGUGAAGCUGAAGUGGCUGAAAAACGGCGACAAAUAAAGGAAGUAAAGUCUUUUCUAGAGGAUCUGAGUGUUCAGAAAGGAGAACUCAAUGCCCAGCUAAGUGAGAAAAGAUCCCAACUUUCUCUAGUAACUCAGGAUAUCCAAAAAGAGGAGGAGAAAUUGCAAGACAUCCUGGGGCAAAUAAUGAAGCAUAAGACAGAACUCAGGCAUGUUCUUGAAAUGUUGUGCCUCAAAAAUGGUGAACUAGAAGGCCUAAAACUCCAGCAAAGCCAAAAAGUUAAUGAAUUGGAAAAAAUACAAGUUGCAGUCCUGGAGAAGAAACUUGAGUUGGAGACUCUCCAGCAAGCAUCCCAGCAGCAGUGCAGGGAAGUGGAACGUCAAAGGAAACUUCUUGAGAGGGCUCAACAAGACACCGAGAGGCUUAGUUCCCAGCUCCAUUCUCUGCAAAACAGUAUCAAGGCAUUGAGCACUGAGAAGCAGAAGCUGGAAGAAAACUGUGAGAGUCUAGAGGAGAAAUUGUCGCAAACCAAAAGAACCUUGGCUUCUGCCGAAGAUAACAAUAAAGCCACUCUCACCAGCAUAGAGAAAAUGGACUUAGAGGUCCAAAAACUGCAGCUUGAUGUUAACCAACUACAGAAGCACAAAAUGCUUUUGAAUGGCAACAUUACUGAUUUACAGAAGCAUAUUCAUGAAAAAAAGGAGGAACUGAAUAUUUUGAAGACUGAACUGAAUGAUUCCAGGCAGCAUCUUCAGCUAUUGGAACAGGAUGUGAAAAAUGCCACAAAGCAAAAAGAGGAGCUACUUCAAGAACAAGCAGCUCUGAAAGACACCAUAACAGAAUGUUCAAGAAAGUGCAGGGAAUACCAGGAAAUACAGAAGAGGAAGGAGAACGAGCUGCAAAAGCUUUGCAGGGAAAUAGAAGAGCAAAAACUACAACUGAGCAAACAGGAGAUGGUCCUUCAUCACCUCAGGGAGGAAAUACAACAUGAAGAAAAGAAGCUGGAGAAAUGCACAGCUGAACUGAAGGAUCAGAAACAGCUGUUGGAAAAACGACUAGCAGAGCAGCAAUGCCAGCUGGAACAAGCAAUUGCUAAAGUUCAAGGAAAAGAAGAACAGAUCCAGAAGCUUCAAGAGGAGGAGUCCUGGUGCAUAGCUCUUGAAGAAACAGUCAGCAAAACCCGACAUCAGCUCUCUGAAAAAGAACUGAAGUUGCAAGAAAAAAAUGGUGAGGUUUUAUCCCUUCAAAGGGAGCUAGAACUCUCAAAAGCCAAGGAGACUGUGCUCCACGGUCAGAUUCAAACUGAGAGGGAAAAGGCUGAAAAGCAAAUAGAAGGGCUGAAGGAAGCCAUCAAGAUGCAAAAGACCCAACUCGAGAGAGCACUUCAUGAACAAAAACAGGAAAACCACUGUUUGCAAAAAGAAGUUGCCUCCAUAGAGCAAGUGGCACAAGACAACCACCUGCGAGCAAAGCAGCUUAUGAGGGACCUUGGCCAGAUCCAAGUGGAGUACACGCAGCUCAAGUCACAGAUGAAGAGUCAAGAGAAUUUAGAGAAACAACACAAAGAGAUGAAAGGGACAGUGAAGUCACUUAAGCUGGAAGUGAAACACAAAAUGAGAACCGGUUUGAAGGAUCUGAGUCAAUCUCCUCCAGAGCUCUUGGGAGAACUGGAGACUACUUUUGAAAUUAAAAGAGGACCUCAGAGUGACUUGGAAAGUCUGAAGGAAAAUUACCCUUUCACAAAUAAUGAGGAAAGAAUGCUGUGCUUUGAUGAAAAGCUGGACCUUUCCAAAGUCCACAUCACGGAUGAACAAUGGCGUGGAAAAGCACGCCGAGAACAGUUGCAGCACCAUGAGGAUCGGCUCAAGGCUCAGCUUCGUCAGUGCAUGUCAAAGCAAGUGGAAGUGUUAAUUAAAGGAAAACAGCAGACUGAGGGCACCCUCCAUAGCCUGAAGAGGCAAGUUGAUGCAUUGGAUGAACUGGUUAGCAGUACUUCAACAGACUUGCAGUUUCCUUCCUUGAACUCCUCAGGGUUAACUGAUUCUCUGCGCGAAGAGUCAAUUCUCACAAUGAACCAGUUUUCUAGAUCUCCUUCCAGGACAUCAACAGGUAUUUCAACACAAUCUCCAGGUAUUCAUCAGUACAAGACAUAAUCCCAGCAGGCAAGCAGUGAAAUGCAGCUGUAUUGGUGCAGCCCGUGCCAAUAGCCUGGCUUUGAAGGCAUCAGAAGACUACCUCAUUGGUUUCCAAAUCCCUGUUAACGUUCCUUAAGACUUUUUAGUUGUGAGCUCAGGUGUUUUUAUUACGUAUGCACACUUACUUGAAUUUUUAUUUCUAUGAAGCACUUCUGCAAUGCAAGCUAGAGUGUAACAUUUGCAGUAUUGAAAGUUACAGCCAUUGAUUCCUGCAUCCUUUUGUUUGUGGGGUAGGGGUGCGUGGAUUUAUUUAUAUGUGGGUGAAUGGGCAUAAGCUUUUUUAGCAUUUUUUGUGGAAAUUUGUAUUCUGUUGGAUGAAUUUUUUUAAAAAAAUAAAUAUCCCCCUUUCCCCCCAAAAAAUACACCUUGUACAGUAUUUUCUUCUGCUUUCUGUAAACAUAAGUAUUUAGUGACUGAUUGAUCCACCAGAUUCCUAUGCAUGGGGAACCUCAGGGCAAAAAGCAAUGUACAGCCUUCCUAGGCUGCUUUAUAUAUCCAGUCCUUGGCUAUAUACCCUU
Zootoca vivipara (common lizard) is the source of this 14115-nucleotide messenger RNA. The record is from RefSeq and is a predicted model, not a curated record. Lineage: Eukaryota; Metazoa; Chordata; Lepidosauria; Squamata; Lacertidae.